CCAUCUCACGACGUUUUCUCGUUCCUUCGCUCUUCCUCCAAGCUCAGGGUUUCACGUCUGUACACGAGGUCUCACUGGUAACUUCUAACAAUGGGCUUUGGUGAUCUUAAAACACCCGCUGGACUCAAAGUUCUGAAUGAGUUUCUGACAGACAAAAGUUACAUCGAAGGGUAUGUGCCCUCUCAGGCUGAUAUUGCAGUGUUUGAUGCCCUGUCUGGUGCCCCCUCUGCUGACCUCUGCCAUGCUUUGCGGUGGUACAACCACAUCAAGUCUUACCAGAAGGAGAAGGGCAGCCUUCCAGGUGUGAAAAAGCCUCUCGGUCAGUACGGCCCCGCUGGUGUGGAGGACACAACUGCAGCAGCUCCUGCGGCGGCUGAUGAAGACGACGAUGACAUCGAUCUGUUCGGUUCUGAUGAGGAAGAGGAUGAGGAAACCAUAAAGAUCAAGGAGGAGAGGCUUGCAGCAUACAACGCAAAGAAGGCAAAGAAGCCUGCACUUAUCGCCAAGUCUUCCAUUCUGCUGGAUGUUAAGCCCUGGGAUGAUGAAACCGACAUGGCCAAGCUUGAGGAGUGUGUCCGCAGCAUUCAGUUGGAUGGUUUAGUUUGGGGACAGUCUAAACUAUUGCCUGUCGGCUAUGGCAUCAAGAAGCUGCAGAUUGCCUGUGUUGUGGAAGAUGAUAAAGUUGGAACAGACCAGCUGGAGGAACUGAUCACAGCCUUUGAGGACUUUGUGCAGUCCAUGGAUGUGGCAGCCUUCAACAAGAUCUAAAACCCCACAGAACGAAGCAUUAUCCCAAUAAAAGCACUUCAAAUGCA
This is a messenger RNA of Carassius carassius (crucian carp), 815 nucleotides long. RefSeq names its product elongation factor 1-beta-like. Bases 91 to 768 code for a protein of 225 amino acids. The record is from RefSeq and is a predicted model, not a curated record. NCBI's taxonomy places the organism in Eukaryota, Metazoa, Chordata, Actinopteri, Cypriniformes, Cyprinidae. Gene Ontology annotation, cellular component: eukaryotic translation elongation factor 1 complex; cytosol. The transcript is spliced from 6 exons. Gene Ontology annotation, biological process: translational elongation. Gene Ontology annotation, molecular function: translation elongation factor activity; guanyl-nucleotide exchange factor activity.